AUGAAGGAUGAGAAAAAGAGACUGGCUCAUGUCGUAGAUGGCAAAAUGAUAAUUAAGGUGCAGUAUCAGAACCGCAAGAAAUACAUCAAAUUACAAACUCCUAAUUUUGAAGAAUUCAUUUCUGAAGUAGCAGUGACGGUGAAACAUCAAGACCAUCCAAGCGAAAGAGGGGUGAUGAAGAAGCCAGUUCUUCAGCCAGAGAUGAGAAUCCCUCAGCGCGUUACUAAAGAGAAAUAUGCACUGGGAAUCGUGACUUUAUUUCCUGCACUGAAGGAUCCCCUAUCCAGGAAAGGAUAUGAACAUUUUUACGACAGCCAAAGUGGCUCUGGCUUCUUGGCGUGGCGGCUCAAGACAAUUCAGAGAAAGACAAAGCUUGGGUCCAAGGAACCAAAAAUACAGACAGGAGGAGGUGGUCCAAGACAGGAGAGGGAGCUGCCUCAGAUUCGUGGCCAGCUGGAUGAAGAGCGCUGUAAAGAGGUCAUAUCCUUGAUGAACCACACAAGUGACAGAGAAAUCAUCCUGCAGAAGAUGAAGGAGACCUUUGAAUACAGGCAGCACCUCAUCCACAAUCCUGAUGAGUCUCACAACAUACUCUCAGUGUUUCCAAGGCUGCUGGACAUUAAAGGGCUGAUACAUCAAGAUUUCAGCCUCCUCUUUGGACCAGAAACGGCUGCUAAACUGCUUGAGAAGUGGCAUACGUCCUUCAAAGGAAAGGUGAUCAGAGAAGCAGAGAGCCUUACAACCACCCCUGUGCUCCAGAGUUUGCUGAAGUCUGCCAAGAAUCCGAACAAUGAUGCAUUCUCUGAGGAUCGCCCAGAGUGGGACAGCGACAUGGCAUCUUUGCUACUGCUCCUGCAUAUCCUACCACCUCAGCCUAACAAAAAGAAAACACAGAAGAUCAGCGCAGCUCAAGCCAUGGACCAUCUAGUUGUGUUUCACAAGUCAUGCAGAAGCCUUCAAGAACACCUAGAGAACCAGGAGGGACAUCGCCAACCGUAUCUUCUUGCUUCUGGAACCUCCAAACAGGCCAUCAGUGCUUACUACGUUGUGAUGGACAAGAAGCUCAUCCCCUGCCAGGGAGCCACAUCAUUGGCAGCCUUUGAUGAACUUUUUAAAGUGCACUUCGUUUUCAGUGUAAGUUAUGAUGAUGCUCUCAACAACAUGUACACAUUCCUUCAAACAACAGUCUACAGUAUUGAUGUUGACACCACUAAAGAGAGUCCAAAGGUGAAGGAGUUGAGAGCCAAGUUUAUGAACAGGAGCUAAGAGCCAAGUUCCUUAAAUUACAU
Molecule: messenger RNA, 1289 nt
Organism: Myripristis murdjan (pinecone soldierfish)
Lineage: Eukaryota; Metazoa; Chordata; Actinopteri; Holocentriformes; Holocentridae
Exons: 8
Coding region: 1-1266 (421 amino acids)
Source: RefSeq, a predicted model, not a curated record